AUGGAGCGUGUACCUUAUGCUAGUGCAGUUAGCAGUUUGAUGUACGCAAUGAUGUGUACACGUCUAGAUAUUUUUACAGACGGUCAGUGUUAUCAGUAUGUUCAUGGCGAAUCCGAGAAAGAUACAUUAGAAAGCAGUGAAAUGGGUCCUGAGGUACGUGAAGGAACACAUGGUGCUCCAGUUAGUUGGCGAUCGAUAUUACAUGCUAGAAUAAUACUUUCUACUAUAGAAGUUGAGUACAUGGCCAUGGCAGAGGGAGUGAAGGAAGCAUUAUGGUUGUGGGGUCUUCUAGAUGAUUUGGUGGUUGAGCAGGAUGAUGUGAACUUAUAG
Molecule: messenger RNA, 330 nt
Organism: Asparagus officinalis (garden asparagus)
Lineage: Eukaryota; Viridiplantae; Streptophyta; Magnoliopsida; Asparagales; Asparagaceae
Exons: 2
Coding region: 1-330 (109 amino acids)
Source: RefSeq, a predicted model, not a curated record